Messenger RNA from Orbilia oligospora ATCC 24927, 639 nucleotides. RefSeq lists its product as uncharacterized. The coding region runs from base 1 to 639 and encodes 212 amino acids. The transcript is spliced from 3 exons. NCBI's taxonomy places the organism in Eukaryota, Fungi, Ascomycota, Orbiliomycetes, Orbiliales, Orbiliaceae. The record is from RefSeq and is a predicted model, not a curated record.
AUGCAGAUCAUCUCUGUCGCCGCUAUCCUUGCCGUUGCUGGCAGCGCUAUCGCUAUGCCAGCCCCGGGCCCGGCCCCCACAGCUCCAGCAGUUCUUGAGGCCCGUAGCGCCGCUCCUUGUCAUAAGGAUUUUACCAUCACCCAGAGGGGCCCAGUUUUUGACUUUGCGGGCUUCGGCCGUGGAGUUACCACUACAUACGAAAGUACAGCAACCGCCACCAGCACUGUCGAAGCCGACUGCAAUAAAUGCGCGUUGCGCGUUACCGUUGAGAUGCGAGAGUUCCGAUUCUUUGGCGGUUCUGCACCACUUUUCACUGUCCACAAGGCCACCAAAACUGAGAAGGCUAAGGUCACAACUGAAGCCCUCUACGUCUGCAAGACAAACGCGGGUGCCCCAGCAAAGGCUGCGACGACGGCUUUCGCCCGUCCAAAGAGGGAAGACAAGGGGCCAAGAAAGGGGGGUGAGAAGAAGGAGGGUGAGAAGAAGGAGGGUGAGAAGAAGGAGGGUGAGAAGAAGGAAGGUGAGAAGAAGGAAGAGAAGAAGGAAGAGAAGAAGGAGGAGAAGAAGGAAGAGAAGAAGGAAGAGAAGAAGGAAGAGAAGAAAGCCGAAAAGCGAGACGAGCAUGAGAAUGCCGAGUAA